GAGCAAAGCCACAACUUAAAGGCUACGCCGCUAAUGUAACAACAGCUUCAGCUAUCUCAUGUUGCAUCUGAUUCUGUUAUUUCUUUUUGUGUGUGUAUGAGUGAAAUGAAUGUGAGUCGACCAAAACAUUGCUAAUUUAGCCUCAGAGAUAUCUCUACAUUAGAGGUAUUUCCACUCUGAGUAAAUCCUUAUAAAUGCCGAAUUUACAAAAUCGACUAUCCCUCGGUGGAGAGAAUUGAUCAAUUUCGUCAGUAUUACUCUUGCCGGACUUUAAUAUUAACGGGACAGGUUUCCGGUAGAGUUGCCAGUUGGGAAUUAGGAAGUCAACAUGUCGACUCUGUACAAGAACAGGAUUGAAGAAUUCAGGAUUGCUUUAAAUGAACCAAAGAUCAGCCUCACAAAACUUCGGGAGCUCUGUUUCAGUGGAAUUCCAUUUGAAGGAGGGCUGCGCUCACUUUGCUGGAAGAUCCUCCUCAAUUACCUUCCCACAGAGCAGGCUCAGUGGAAUUCCUCCUUGAAGAAACAAAGGGAAAUUUAUGCACAGUUCUUGAAGGAAAUGAUCAUCCAGCCCGGCAUUGCCAGGGCAAAUUUGGGUUUCUUCCGAGAGGAUGUCACGUUAGAAGACCAUCCCUUGAAUCCAAACCCUGAUAGUCAAUGGAACACUUACUUUAAAGACAACGAGGUUCUACUGCAAAUUGACAAAGAUGUCCGACGACUAUAUCCAGACAUGGCAUUUUUCCAGCGGCCCACUGACUAUCCAUGCCUUCUGAUUAUGGAUCCCCAAAAUGAAUUUGAAACACUUCGAAAGCGGGUAGAGCAAACCACCUUGAAAUCCCAGACAGUUGCACAUAAUCGGAGUGGUGUCACAAAUGUUUGCUCCCCUCGCAAAACCACCUCUGCCAAUGAAUAUGAAGUGCUUCCCAAUGGCUGCGAGGCUCACUGGGAGGUGGUUGAGAGAAUCCUAUUCAUUUAUGCCAAGCUGAACCCAGGAAUCGCUUAUGUACAGGGCAUGAAUGAGAUUGUGGGUCCAAUUUACUAUACCUUUGCUACCGAUCCGAACACAGAGUGGAAAGAACAUGCAGAAGCAGACACAUUUUUCUGUUUUACAAACCUGAUGUCAGAGAUCAGGGACAAUUUCAUCAAGAGCCUAGAUGACUCGCAGUGUGGGAUCACUUGUAAAAUGGAGAAAGUUUACUCUACACUGAAGGAGAAAGACAUGGAUCUGUAUCUCAAACUGCAAGAGCAGAAUAUCAAACCACAAUUUUUUGCCUUUCGCUGGCUCACACUACUGCUAUCACAGGAGUUCCUUCUUCCUGACGUUAUCCGAAUAUGGGAUUCCCUCUUCUCUGACGUUGACAGAUUUGAUUUCCUCAUCCUAGUUUGCUGUGCCAUGUUGACUUUGAUUCGAGAUCAGUUGCUUGCUGGAGACUUCACAAUAAACAUGAGACUGCUACAGACAGUGGGUUCCUUUCGAAAAGCAGCACGCUGGGAAGUACCUUUGAAUCCCAUCUCCAAAGAUCAGGUGGGGGAUUACACUGUCCCAAAGGCCCAGUAUUUGGAUUAUCCGAUUUCUGAUGUUGACCUGAUCCUGAAGAAAGCAAAAGAACUACAGGACACAGCAUAGCAACACUGCAAAUCUGCUCAGUAUUCCAGAAACUGCCAGUCACGCACAUACAGUGAAUACAUGUUGUGAAGGUGAUCAACUUGCCUCUGCAGUGCCUUCUGAGAAAACAUCUCCACACUGCUAUGCAGUGUGUGGCUAAAGAGGUCUAUUACUCUGUACUGUGCAAUCCUGUGAUUCCUUGUCUUAUCCCAUUUGUGUCCCCCUUCCCAUCCUGCCUCCCAACCCCCAUGGGGAAAAGUCUUGCUGUUUCUCUCUUGCUCUCUCUCUCUGUUGUGAAUUGAUGUGCACUACUGGUGCUAAUUAUGAUGUCUGUAUGUUGGUAUGUAUUUAAAUUUGCACUCCAAAUGAAAGCAAUGACCUUUCCUCUAAUGAAAGAGUAUGGCAGAAGAUGUUAAUGAACCAACUAUUAUCACAGAGCUAAAGGAAGCAAAAGCACAAUUCUAGAUUGGUUUGCUCUCUUUAUUACUGUGGUAGAGGUCUCUAGAUUUGGUUUGUGACAGAUUGACCAGAAGGUGAAAUAUCAGUCACUAAAUCAGGUACUUCAAUCAUAACUGUGCAAACCAAACAAAAAAAAAACACUUAAUAGGAUGAUGCUUUGAAAGGCAUACUAUAAACUCCUCACUGUCUUGAAUGUUGAAACACAGUGAGGUUUGGUAGACUUUCAGUACCUACAAAAGUGUGGCCACAAGAAAUGAAAGUCUUGUUGUGUUUUGAGGGACCAGGAGGUGAUUGAAUAAAUAUUUAUCUGGCAUUGAGGUAAUAUUUUACAGGUCUGCCACACUGCGUGUGAUAGGCAAUAUUGUCAUAAUGCCCUACACAAAAAUAUUGAUCAAGUUUUUUCUUAAUUUUUACUACAGUAUUGUGCAACAUUUGAAUUAUUAUAAGGAUUUUCACACUGAUUGCAAGACCAGAGUAAGAUCUGAUAAUUGCUGAUGAUUUGGACAAAAUGCAAAAUGUUUUGUUCUUGACAUUUCAGCUGCUGUAUCAAAGCUAAGUGAACUCACACUAAGGACUGAUUUGCUGAAUUUCAUAUAAGUCAGUGGUCACAUCACCACGUUUACACCUGUACUUAAGAGUUGUAUUACCCUCCCAUGUGAAACUGUACAAUAUUUUAGUGGCUAUAUUUAGUGUUACCUUGGGGUGAGUGGUAGAAAGGGUUAAAAAAAUAAGGAGUUUUGGGUUGCAGUGAAAUAAUUUCUCUUAAAUUUACACCAUUACCUGAUUAUUUUUAUAUGUUUAAAACAGUGUUGUUGAAGUUUCUGUUUCUAAAGAAAUAAUUAACAGUUAUAAAAGGUUUAAGCCAAGGUCUAAAGCAUACAAAUAAUUUGCAUAUGUAGCAAAAAAUCAGAAUUUGCCAAGGUUGAUCUUUAAAUGUUUACUCCUAUAUAGCUAAUUCCAGCUUUCUUUAAGUUUUUGCAGGUUUUUAUUUUCUUCAUUACCUACUUGACAUCUCUAUUGAGGGGAGAAAAAACUUCACUUCUCACAAAGUGACCAGAUCACUGAGAUGAUGCCAGAAUCAUUAGAACUUGUAAAACAUCUAGGGAAUAUUCCCGUUUCUAUCCCUGACAUUGAUUUCUUUACUUUUUAAAAUGGGUCACCAAGAUGAGACUAAGCCAAGCUUGAUCAAUAUUUGUCUAUCAUCAUAACUGAAUUUAAGUUAUCUCCUAUUAGGUUCACUUAUAAACUUGGAUUUGACUUGCCCUGACUUAAUUGCAAACAAAUCAUUUAUACAAUUGCUCAUGUAAAAUCAUAUAACACUUGAAUUGGUUAGACUAAAGUUAUCAUUGAAUUCCUUUCAUUGGUUUUCAUCAAACAAUUAUAUUGCGAAAGUAUGAAAGCAACACAAAAUAUUUUGGGAUGUGUGCAUUGUUCCAGAAAAUAUCACCCCUUUUUUAACGUUUACAAUGUUUGCAUGGAUCUACAAGCAUCUUAGAUUUCUAUUAGUCUCCAGUCUAAGUAAUUUUAAGGUUUGUGUUUUGAUAAUUAGGCCAUUCAAUUUAUGAUAGUUCAAAGUCCCACAAUUUCUUCUUCACAUCAUUGCUUUAAUCAGACACCACCCCUUCCUAAUACUGAAAGUUCUAGUUGUGUUUUCAUUUUGAGGUGCUAGGGUUGCCUCUUUAUCCACCAAACAGUAAAGUGUAAUUUCAUGUAAUUAUACAGUUAUGCCUGUUGAUCUUGUAUUUGGUCAAUUCUCUGUUAUCCAUCUUAACAUUUUUCAAAAUAAAAAAAAAACCUGAAUGGAACAGUCGGCAAGCAGAAAAUUGCAAGACUAACUGAAAACCUCAAGUGUUGGGUGGGUAAAAGGAUCAGUAAUGUUAAAAAUACAAUUAGUAAAGGAAGGAACUAAAGAUUCAGCAGCCUGCAGUCAAAAUGUGACUGAAAUUUCUACUGUAAUGCUUUCACAUGGAUCACAUCCUUUGACAAUUGCAUCUUCAGGGUUUGUCAUUAUGAUAUGAUGUCAAGAUGUUAUAUUCUGUUGCUUUAGAACACCAUUCUGAACUGCUUGUUCUUCCUCCUGUUGUAUCCAUCUCUGAUCACCGCAUUUCAUUCUCUAUGAAAUGAGGGUUUGCUUGUCGUUUCAAAGGAAGCCAGAACCCUUGCUUGUUUGUUCAACAUUGCAGAAGUCAUUGUACUGUGCAUAUAAAUAUUACACAGUGUAAGCUAAUUUCACCUGGAAGUAUUCAUAUACUGUACUUGUUUUCAAGGAUUGCAGAGAGAAUCUCGUGGGGCAUGGACUCUAUAUAGGUCUGGUGAAAUUCCAGUUCCCUUUAAUUUAGAUGUAUCCAUCAAAUUCACAACACUUGAGAAUGAAAUAAACCUUUCCAAUCCUAUGAAUUAGCCCUAUGAAUUUGAAGAGAUAAUUCAAUCCCUCAGAUCUUCAUUUCUAUUUGUUGAAUUGUGUCCAAAUUGUACCUUAACUCAGUGUACCUGCUUUUGAUUCUGUUAUAUUACCAAACAAAAAUAGUGGAAUCUUGCUCUUGAAAUAUUCUAUCCAUCAAUCAUUUCUAGACAUUUGGUAUUCUGACACUAUGCCUAAAUAUCAUGGUAUCAGUUUAUGGUUAUUUGCUUAUUCUGCACAACAUCAAAAUAAAUAGUUUUCCUCUGUCAGUCCAGUAACAUAAUUUGGUCAUCUUUCAAGGGGACAAACCAUAGAAAAUAGGAAGUGUUGCAGAAAGAUUUCCUAGGCUGUGGAAGUUUCCUGACCAUGGCAGGAAAUUUUGAGACUUUAUAUCAUAACACUAGCAGUAGGAUGAUGCACUUGAGGACUAGAUAUUCCCUCCCACAGCUUCUCAUCAAAAGAAAAUUCCAAAUAACUCUGUUACUUUUCAGAGUAAUUAUAAUUCAUAACAUCUUUAAUUUUAUAUUAAGCUCGCCAUUGUCUGCCACAGCCUUAAUCUUACUUGUUGCUGUUUCAGUUCCCAUUGUUAUUUGGUCUCCCAUGUCUCCUUAUUUAAUGAAGCCCCUUUCAACCCCUCUCCAGACCACACGUUCUAGGAUCUCCACUUUUUUUUUGCUGACGUGGCUGGUAAAAUCCAUAAAUAAAUACCAAAAUGCCAAUGGGGAAAAUAUUGUGACCUGAGUAUUUUGUUCACACUUCCAUCUUCUGUUCCACUUUUAGUACCAGAGAGCAAAGGGCAUAUAUUGCUAAUGUGACAAAUUAUUUUUAUGCUUGCAACUGCACAACUGAUUAUGGGUAAAAUACAAUACAACGGUUUGCUAUAUUCUGUGCAGUGUCAAAUUCAAAUUGGUCUGAAUUUAAGCAUUUAAUGUACAGAGUGCAUAUUUUGACUAAUGGUACAUAGCUUUGUGUUUGAAAUAUUUUUAUUAGGAAUGCAAUGAAUAGCAAGACUUUUUAAAAGUCUUACUUUGGUGAAUGUUGUUUGGGGUUUUAGUUUCAAAAGACUGGUAACAUACUCAUUAUUUCUCUCUGUGGAUCUCUGGGAAAGACAAAAUGUGCUUAAAGCUUGGGUAAAGAAAUAGUCACCAUCACUGCAAGAAUAGAGUGGUCAUACAGAGAAAAUUGACAGUGCCCUGUGACUGCAGUAGCGAUCCCGGUUUUACAUACAUUGUGUCUGUCAGCUUGUUCUAUUUAUCUGUCCAGCACAUACAUCUUAAAUGCAUGCAAAUGCUUACUUCUGAACUAUAUCUGCCUUUCUUUAUCUUAACCUUACACAAGUUGUAACAAGUAUUCUGCAUCUACCUUGUGUACUCUAUCUGCUUACCCAUGGGCAUUGUCUCUCAUAUUGUACAUGCCUCCUGUUUCGUGAACACCAUGGUUACAAGCUUGUGGCCUGUAACUGUUGGUUUCAUUCCUGACAUGAGACAACAUAAAUUGUCUUUCAUGUACAGUGUCUGUGUCUGUUUCUCGCUCAUCACACAUUUGUGUCACGCUCAGAACUGUCCCUUUGUAGGUGUUGGGGAGAAGUGCUGGGCAAACAAAGGCUGUUAAAUAAUUAGCAAUGGAAAGACUUGUUUCCGCCAUUGUGUGGUGUUAUUUAAAGGUAAGAAUAUGGUUAGAAUCAUGUUUAUUUCUGUGAAGACUUCUGUAGUGCUUAUGCUACAGAGUCAAGCAGGGCAUGUUAAUGCUAAUGACUGGCCAAAACACUUCCAUUGAGUGGUUUUACCUAAAUGUAGUAUCUGUCAGACCGGGAUUUUUUAGUAGCACCAGUUGCAAUUGAGUUUGUUGUUUCUUUGUUGUAUCAGGAUUAGAAUGUGGGAGUUUUUGUGGCAUAUUCCAUCUAAAGGUAAAGCCCUUUGUUUAUGGGGUAAAUGAAGAUGUUGAGAAUUGGGAAACUGAUUUAAUGCUUUUACUUGUGACACUUGCACUUGGCUAUCCUGAGAGGCUGUUGAUAGAGGUGGAGGAUUACAUGGGAUUUGUUGGUACAUUUUCUGGAUGUGGACAAGAAAGCUUCAUUCUGUUUCCAGGGUGUAUCUGGAACUGGAUAAGGGUGUAUUCCAGCAAUCAAUAGAAGGAUAAUGGUACUCCUGAUUCCAAAGUUAAACAGUUAAAAUGCUGCAUUUUUUGCUAGCUUGGAAAUGGAAUUAGUAAUUCCAGUAGAGUUCCUGGGAAUUAUUCCCAGAACAGAAAGUGACCUUAACAAAUUGUGUUUUUUAAGCAAAAUAUGUUGUGUGCAUGGUGAUAGUGGUGGAAGGGAAGGAAGGAAAAAAGGCAAGCCAAGGCGACAGGUAAAUGAAAGGCAUGCAAUACCCCCAAGAUAGCUUAAUUUUGAGUUAAAUGUCAGCAAUUGGAUUCGCCUCCCACAAUCCUGUAAUAAUCAUAAAAAACAUUGAACACUUGGGGCUGAAUUGAGUUUGAAGGCAAAGAGGCGAGUUAAGCAACCACUGUAUAUGGAAUUAUUCUCUAAUCAUGUUCCUUUCACAAUUUCUGAUGUUGCCAUGACACCCAUGGAAUCCUAUGUCAAGCAAAACUAUUGAUACAUUUAUAAGUGUUACCCUACUUUAAACGGUUACAUGUGCUAUCAGCAUCAUAAGAGUGGCAUAAAUGGUUUGCUGCCAUUCCAUGCAUCUGCAUGUGUUUUCAUUAAAUUAUUUGAGGAAUUAAUUACAGAAUUGACUAAGGCUACAAUGGAAUGUAGGAAAUUACAAUGCAGGAAGGAUUACGUGUCAUUUGCUAGUUAUGAUAUACGUAUAUAAACUGGAAUAUAUUGCAUUGUAAGGGCCAGUAAACUUUUUUUGCAUCAUUAAUAAUAUAAACUUUUAUUUUAUGCCUGAUAAUUGCCAUUUAUUGCGUGGCAAGUUUAUAGUUUGCUGCAUUUUGCACAGGUCAAAAAAAAUCUACAUCAAUUAGUUUAAUGUGUCAGAAAUGCAACAAGAAUUACAGCUGCAAUACAAACUUUAUAUUUACAGAGCAAAUACAAGACUACGUUAUACAAAGGGAUUUUUUUCUACUCAUUAUGACCUUGGAUUAACAUUGCCUCCCCUCCUCCAGCCAUGCGUUAUCAUUCAACCAAUGGUCACUGUAAAUUUAAGCAGGGUUCAUUAUCUAAAUGCCUCCAUUUUUAAAGAAUUAAUCCCUGGCUCAUCUGCAAACCAUUAGUGUCUAGCACCUUAUGAAGGUUUUUGGGGGGAAGGGUCAUCUCAUUUGGGUCUCUUCCAUAUAAGCUCUCAAUUGUGUUUUGUUUCAAUGAAGGUUUAAUUAAUAUGAUAUUCCAAUGACUGUUAUUAAUGUUUUCCCAAAAUGAUGUGCACUUGUAUUUAAAAAGAAUUUACAAAUUGUGUUUAAUGUCUACAUUGGAAUUUUACAAUGGAAACCAAUUGUUAGCGUAUUUUGUUCAAAGUGCACAUGGUUAAUUGUUGUUUUUGAAAAUAAAUUUAAAAAUAUA
This is a messenger RNA of Hypanus sabinus (Atlantic stingray), 7968 nucleotides long. It is a transcript of the gene tbc1d13, whose product is annotated as TBC1 domain family, member 13. Lineage: Eukaryota; Metazoa; Chordata; Chondrichthyes; Myliobatiformes; Dasyatidae. The coding region runs from base 329 to 1624 and encodes 431 amino acids. Gene Ontology annotation, molecular function: GTPase activator activity. Gene Ontology annotation, biological process: activation of GTPase activity; intracellular protein transport. The record is from RefSeq and is a predicted model, not a curated record. The transcript is spliced from 13 exons.